Molecule: messenger RNA, 6560 nt
Organism: Peromyscus eremicus (cactus mouse)
Lineage: Eukaryota; Metazoa; Chordata; Mammalia; Rodentia; Cricetidae
Gene: Tecta
Product: tectorin alpha
Exons: 23
Coding region: 1-6468 (2155 amino acids)
Biological process (GO): cell-matrix adhesion
Molecular function (GO): protein binding
Source: RefSeq, a predicted model, not a curated record
AUGAAUUAUUCAUCAUUACUUAGAAUUUGGGUCUCUUUCAUCUUCGCACUUGUACAGCACCAAGCCCAGCCCAGGGAGCUCAUGUAUCCAUUUUGGCAGAAUGACACCAAAACCCCUAAAGUAGACGAUGGAAGCUCAUCUGAGAUUAAGUUGGCCAUCCCUGUUUUCUUCUUUGGUGUUCCUUACCGCACCGUCUAUGUCAAUAACAAUGGUGUUGUUUCCUUCAACGUGCUAGUGAGCCAGUUUACGCCGGAGUCCUUUCCCCUGACGGAUGGGAGGGCCUUCAUUGCUCCAUUCUGGGCAGAUGUGCACAAUGGAAUUCGGGGGGAGAUCUAUUACAGAGAGACCAUGGACCCUGCCAUCUUGAGAAGAGCCACCAAGGACAUCAGGAAGUACUUCAAAGACAUGACAACCUUCUCUGCCACUUGGGUUUUCAUCGUCACCUGGGAGGAAGUCACGUUUUAUGGAGGCAGCAGUACCACACCUGUGAACACCUUCCAGGCCGUGCUGGUGUCUGAUGGCUCGUACACGUUCACACUCUUUAAUUACUAUGAAAUCAACUGGACUACUGGGACAGCCAGUGGUGGUGACCCCCUGACAGGCCUUGGAGGUGUGAUGGCACAGGCGGGAUUUAAUGGUGGAAACCUCACGAAUUUCUUCAGCCUUCCGGGGUCAAGAACUCCUGAGAUUGUAAAUAUCCAAGAGACCACGAAUGUCAAUGUUCCAGGACGCUGGGCAUUUAAAGUUGAUGGGAAGGAAAUUGACCCAGCCAAUGGCUGCACCUCCAGGGGACAGUUCCUUCGGCGAGGGGAGGUGUUUUGGGAUGAUCUGAACUGUACCAUCAAGUGCCGCUGUCUGGAUUUUAACAAUGAGAUCUACUGUCAGGAGGCCUCCUGCAGCCCCUACGAGGUGUGCGAACCCAAGGGCCGAUUCUUCUACUGCAGCCCUGUGGAGACCAGCACCUGUGUGGUGUUUGGGGAGCCACACUACCACACCUUUGAUGGCUUCCUCUUCCACUUCCAAGGCUCUUGUGCUUACCUAUUGGCCCGACAGUGUCUACAAACCUCCAGCCUCCCCUUCUUCAGUGUGGAGGCCAAGAAUGAGCACCGAGGGGGCUCUGCCGUCUCAUGGGUGAAGGAGCUCUCUGUUGAGGUCAAUGGCUACAAGAUUCUCAUCCCAAAAGGGAGCUAUGGAAAAGUCAAGGUGAAUGACCUAGUGACUUCUUUGCCCGUCACCUUAGAGCUGGGGGCAGUGAAAAUCUACCAGAGUGGCAUGUCUACUGCCGUGGAAACAGAUUUUGGGCUCUUAGUGACGUUUGAUGGCCAGCACUAUGCCUCCAUUUCCAUCCCGGGCUCUUAUAUAAACUCCACCUGUGGGCUCUGUGGGAACUACAAUAAAAACCCACUGGAUGACUUCCUCCGCCCAGACGGCAGGCCCGCCAUGUCGGUGCUGGACCUGGGAGAGAGCUGGCGUGUCUACCACGCCGACUGGAAGUGUGGUUCUGGCUGUGUGGACAAUUGCACUCAGUGUGAUGCUGCCACCGAGGCCCUCUACUUUGGUUCCGACUACUGCGGCUUCCUCAACAAGACAGACGGCCCACUCUGGGAGUGUGGCACUGUCGUGGAUGCCACGGCUUUUGUGCACAGCUGUGUGUACGACUUGUGCAGCGUGAGGGACAACGGCACGCUCCUCUGCCAAGCCAUUCAGGCCUACGCCUUGGUGUGUCAAGCCCUGGGCAUCCCAAUCGGAGACUGGAGAAUCCAAACUGGGUGUGUGUCUACCGUGAGGUGCCCAAGCUUCAGCCAUUACUCCGUGUGCACCAGCAGCUGCCCUGACACCUGCUCAGAUCUGACGGCCUCUCAGAACUGUGCCACACCGUGUACAGAAGGUUGUGAGUGCAACGAGGGCUUUGUCCUCAGCACCAGCCAGUGUGUCCCAUUGCACAAAUGCGGCUGUGACUUCGAUGGUCACUACUAUACCAUGGGGGAGUUCUUCUGGGCCACGGCCAAUUGCACGGUGCAGUGCUUAUGUGAGGAGGGAGGGGAUGUCUACUGCUUCAACAAGACCUGCCGGAGUGGGGAGGUGUGUGCUGUGGAGGAUGGCUACCAGGGCUGCUUCCCCAAGCGGGAGACUGUGUGCCUGCUCAGCCAGAACCAGGUGCUACACACAUUUGACGGUGCCGCCUACGCCUUCCCAUCCGAAUUCUCUUACACACUACUCAAGACCUGCCCCGAGCGUCCUGAGUACUUGGAAAUUGACAUCAACAAGAAGAAGCCUGAUGCGGGGCCUGCUUGGCUCCGGGGUGUUCGGAUCCUCGUGGCUGACCAAGAGGUCAAGAUAGGAGGAGUCGGGGCUUUGGAAGUCAAGCUUAAUGGUCAAGAUGUGGAAUUACCCUUUUUCCAUCCUUCGGGGAGGCUGGAGAUUUACCGAAACAAAAACAGCACAACCGUCGAGUCCAAGGGCGUGGUGACGGUCCAGUACUCGGAUGUGGGCCUGUUGUACAUCCGGCUGUCCACCAUGUACUUCAACUGUACUGGGGGCCUGUGUGGCUUCUUCAAUGCCAACGCCAGCGACGAGUUCUGCCUUCCGAAUGGCAAGUGCACGGACAACCUGGCCGUGUUCUUGGAGAGCUGGACGACAUUUGAGGAAAUCUGCAACGGCGAGUGUGGGGACCUGCUGAAGGCCUGUAACAAUGACUCCGAGCUGCUCAAGUUCUACCGGGGCCGCUCCCGGUGCGGCAUCAUCAAUGACCCUUCCAACAGCUCCUUCCUGGAGUGCCAUGGGGUGGUCAACGUCACCGCCUACUACCGCACCUGCCUUUUUCGCCUGUGCCAGAGCGGAGGCAACGAGUCGGAGCUGUGUGAUUCUGUGGCCCGUUAUGCCAGUGCUUGCAAGAAUGCAGACGUGGAGGUGGGGCCCUGGAGGACCUAUGACUUCUGCCCUCUAGAAUGUCCAGAGAACAGCCAUUUUGAGGAGUGUAUGACGUGUACAGAGACCUGUGAGACCCUUGCCCUGGGCCCCAUCUGUGUGGAUAGCUGCUCAGAGGGAUGCCAGUGUGAUGAAGGCUACGCCCUGCUGGGCAGCCAGUGCGUGACUCGGAGUGAGUGCGGCUGCAGCUUUGAGGGGCACCAGCUUGCCACCAAUGAGACCUUCUGGGUGGACCAGGACUGCCAGAUCUUCUGCUACUGCAAUGGCACAGACAACAGUGUCCACUGUGAGACUAUUCCCUGCAAAGAGGAUGAAUACUGCAUGGAAGAGAGUGGCUUAUACUACUGCCAGCCCCGUACCGAUGCUUCCUGUAUCGUCUCCGGCUAUGGCCACUACCUCACCUUUGAUGGCUACCCCUUUGACUUCCAGACCAGUUGCCCUCUCAUCCUCUGCACCACAGGAAGCAGAUCUAUCUCAGACUCUUUCCCCAAGUUCAUUGUAACAGCCAAGAAUGAGGAUCGGGACCCAUCACUGGCCUUGUGGGUGAAGCAAGUGGACGUGACCGUGUUUGGCUACAGCAUUGUGAUUCACCGAGCUUACAAGCACACUGUGCUGGUCAACAACGAGCGGUUGUACCUGCCCCUGAAGUUAGGACAAGGGAAGAUAAACAUUUUCUCUUUUGGCUUUCACGUGGUGGUGGAAACUGACUUUGGCCUGAAGGUUGUGUAUGACUGGAAAACCUUCCUGUCUAUCACUGUCCCCCGGAGCAUGCAGAACAGCACCUAUGGCCUGUGUGGACGCUACAAUGGUAACCCUGAUGAUGACCUGGAGAUGCCCAUGGGGUUGCUUGCACUGAGUGUCAAUGAGUUUGGGCAAAGCUGGGUGAAGAGAGACACCUUCUGCCAGGUGGGCUGUGGGGACCGCUGCCCAUCCUGUGCCAAAGUUGAAGGUUUUUCCAAAGUACAGCAGCUGUGCGGCCUCAUCCCCAACCAGAAUGCUGGCUUUGCCAAGUGUCACAGCAAAGUCAACCCCACCUUCUUCUACAAAAACUGUCUGUUUGACUCCUGUAUUGAUGGAGGUGCUGUGCAGACAGCCUGCAGCUGGCUACAAAACUAUGCCAGCACCUGCCAGACUCAAGGGAUUGCAGUGACUGGCUGGAGGAACUACACAUCCUGUACGGUCACCUGCCCUCCCAACAGCCAUUAUGAGAGCUGUGUGAGUGUCUGCCAGCCUCGCUGUGCCGCCAUCCGCCUGAAGAGUGACUGCAAUCACUACUGUGUGGAAGGCUGCCAGUGUGACGCCGGCUAUGUCCUCAAUGGCAAGAGCUGCAUCUUGCCCCACAACUGCGGCUGCUACUCGGAUGGCAAAUACUACGAGCCCAAGCAGCUGUUCUGGAACGGAGACUGCACUAGGCGCUGCCGCUGCUUCCGGCGCAACCUGAUCCAGUGCGACCCACGCCAGUGCAAGUCAGACGAGGAGUGUGCCCUGCGCAGCGGGGUGCGCGGCUGCUUCAGCACCAAGACCUCCUACUGCUUGGCGGCAGGGGGCGGUGUCUUCCGCACCUUUGAUGGUGCCUUCCUGCGCUUCCCGGCCAACUGCGCCUUCGUGCUCUCCACCAUCUGCCAGAAACUGCCCGACAUCUCCUUCCAGCUCAUCAUCAACUUCGACAAGUGGUCCUCGCCCAACCUCACCAUCAUCUCACCUGUCUAUUUCUACAUUAACGAAGAGCAGAUUCUCAUCAAUGACCGGAACACUGUCAAGGUGAACGGCACACAAGUAAAUGUUCCAUUUGUAACUGGCUUGGCAACCAAAAUCUACAGCAGCGAGGGAUUUCUGGUGAUUGACACCAGCCCCGACAUCCAGAUUCACUACAACGGUUUCAACCUCAUUAAAAUCAGCAUCAGUGAACGGCUGCAGAACAAAGUGUGUGGCCUCUGUGGCAACUUCAAUGGUGACAUGACUGACGAUUAUGUGACCUUGCGGGGGAAACCUGUGGUGAGCAGUGUAGUGCUGGCCCAGAGCUGGAAAACCAAUGGCAUGCAGAAGAGACCUCUCGCCCCCAGCUGCAACGAGCUACAGUUCUCACAAUACGCAGCCACGUGCGACAAUGUGCACAUCCAGACCAUGCAGGGUGAUGGCUACUGCCUGAAGCUCACCGACAUGAAGGGCUUCUUUCAGCCCUGCUACGGGCUCCUUGAUCCCCUCCCCUUCUACGAGUCCUGCUACCUGGACGGCUGCUACAACCACAAGAAGUUCCAGCUGUGCGGCUCCCUGGCCGCCUAUGGGGAGGCCUGCCGCUCCUUCGGCAUCCUGAGCACCGAGUGGAUUGAGAGGGAGAACUGCUCAGGAGUGGUUGAAGACCCCUGUGUGGGGGCAGACUGUCCCAACAGGACCUGUGAGCUGGACAAUGGAGGAGAAUUGUGUGGAUGCAUUGAGCCACCCCCAUAUGGAAAUAAUUCACAUGACAUCAUCGACGCAGAGGUGACCUGCAAGGCAGCCCAGAUGGAAGUGUCCAUAUCUAAGUGCAAGCUCUUCCAGCUGGGCUUUGAGAGAGAGGGUGUGAGGAUCAAUGACAGACAAUGCACAGGCAUCGAGGGGGAGGAUUUUAUCUCCUUUCAGAUCAACAACACCAAAGGGAACUGUGGAAACAUCGUGCAGUCCAAUGGCACUCAUAUCAUGUAUAAGAACACAAUCUGGAUCGAGAGUGCCAACAACACAGGCAACAUCAUCACUAGGGACCGCACGAUCAAUGUGGAAUUUUCAUGCGCCUAUGAGCUGGAUAUCAAGAUCUCCUUGGACUCUGUCGUGAAACCUAUGCUAAGUGUCAUCAACCUGACAGUCCCGACUCAAGAGGGCAGCUUCACUACCAAGAUGGCACUCUACAAAAAUGCCUCCUACAAACACCCGUACCGCCAGGGGGAGGUCGUGUUGACCACUCGAGACGUGCUCUAUGUGGGGGUCUUCGUGGUUGGAGCUGACUCCACACACUUGAUCCUCACACUCAACAAAUGCUAUGCCACCCCCUCCCGAGACAGCAAUGACAAGCUUCGGUACUUCAUCAUUGAAGGAGGGUGUCAGAACAUCAAAGAUAACACCAUUGGCAUCGAGGAGAACGGAGUGUCCCUAACCUGUCGUUUUCAUGUCACCGUCUUCAAAUUCAUCGGGGAUUAUGAUGAAGUUCAUCUUCACUGUGCGGUGUCCCUCUGUGACUCAGAAAAAUACUCCUGCAAAAUUAACUGCCCGCAAAAUUCCAGGAUCGCCACAGAUUAUACAAAAGAGCCCAAAGAGCAAAUCAUUUCAGUGGGACCUAUUAGGAGAAAACGGCUGGACUGGUGUGAGGACAACGGGGGCUGUGAGCAGAUCUGCACCAGCCGGGUUGACGGGCCUCUGUGCAGCUGUGUGACGGGAUCCCUGCAGGAAGAUGGCAGGAGCUGCAGAGCCUCGAAUUCUUCAGUCGAACUUCAAGUUUGGACACUUCUUCUCAUCAUGGCCCAGAUUUCACUAUGGCAUUUUGUCUAUAAAUCAGGCACAACCUCAUAAUGAACUCAAGGUGCUUCCUUCAGUCCCUGUAGGUAUAAAAAGUGUGUGUCCCCAAGUCAAAACCUGUUUGAACGUGUACAGCCUUUCAAAAU